This is a messenger RNA of Aspergillus candidus, 1704 nucleotides long. RefSeq lists its product as uncharacterized. The coding region runs from base 1 to 1704 and encodes 567 amino acids. Gene Ontology annotation, biological process: DNA-templated transcription; regulation of transcription by RNA polymerase II. The record is from RefSeq and is a predicted model, not a curated record. NCBI's taxonomy places the organism in Eukaryota, Fungi, Ascomycota, Eurotiomycetes, Eurotiales, Aspergillaceae. The transcript has 3 exons. Gene Ontology annotation, cellular component: chromatin. Gene Ontology annotation, molecular function: DNA-binding transcription factor activity, RNA polymerase II-specific; RNA polymerase II cis-regulatory region sequence-specific DNA binding; zinc ion binding.
AUGUCGCGCAUGUGGUCACCGCCAGCCGAAACCCAUCGCAACGAUGCACACACAGCGACAUUUCCGAAGAUCAGCGAUGAGGAUUGGCUCUGGCUGGCUGACCAACUACCAGAACUUGAUGUUCCUCAGCAUGCAAAAAGUGCGAGGUACGAGCUGCCUUCUCGAACUGCACUGUCACGGUAUCUGCACAGAUUCUUGACCGACUUUCAUCCACAUUAUCCGAUCGUCCACUCGCAGACCUUAUCGAUCAGAAACAUGGCACCCGAACUAACAUUAGCAAUGGCCACGGUGGGCUGUCAGUAUUGCCUCGAGUCUCGUGAGGGUCACAGGAUGUUCGACCUUACUCGGGAUGUUAUCUUGGAGAAACUCGAUCGCCGUGAAAUGAGGUGCAAUACUAGAUACAGAGGGAGGGGGGCGCCAGUGCAGGUCUCAGAAGAUCAAGUGCCGAGGGAACAGUUAUUCUUCGGCCCUCAAAAUCACACACUGGAGCCAAAGAUGUGCCAGGACUGCCAUGCCUAUCCUUUGAUUGAAACCAUGCAGGCCCUCUUUUAUCUCAUGGUGGUGGCAUUAUUGGGCGAAGCAAAUCAAAGGCGCUCGAGAGAUAUCGCAACUAUCCAGAGCCUUCUUGCCCCCUUAAUGCAACAGCAAGGGCUAUCUGAACAUGUUUGUAGUCUAUGCUCGUGGGAGAGUUGGUUACGCCAUGAGAGCGCCAGGCGUACCAAGCUGUCGAUCUUUUGCAUUUUUGUCCUCCGUUCCAUAUCCACAAAUGUACCAUCAGCAACACUGCUCGCAGAUAUUCGGCUUCAACUACCAUGUCAAGCAGAGGAAUGGCAAGCACCGAAUGCUGAGAGCUGGGAAAUGAUCCACCGAGAGUCUGAAAGACCUCUUAUGUUUCAUGAUCACUUCGGGCUCUUAUUCCGCUCAGAUACAGAGAUUCCCGCUUGCUCCGCGUUAGGAGGUCACGUCAUGAUACACGCUAUUCUGCAACACAUUUUCUACCUGCAUCAAGUCACGCAAAUCAAUGACCUGGGAGGCCAAGCCUCUGUAGAGCAACUCCUCUCAGUUCAACGAGCCCUAAAGCGGUGGAGAUCCAGCUGUGAGCAAGAUACAGGGUCGUCACUCAAUACUAUCGUCCAGAGUGAGCCGAUUGUCGCCAACUCGGUGGCUUUGUAUCGCCUCGCAUAUAUCCGACUACUCGUCAACAUUGGGCCCGCAAGGUCCCUGAUCGAGCAGGAUGAAACAAUAAUUAUUGAUCGUCUACAACGACUUCCUCGUCUAUCCAGGAACCCUUUAUUGACGAUGGCGGCUCGGCAAGCGAUGGCUGCACUUCUCCCUCCUUUGGAACAAGGAAUCUUCCUCAUUGGCCAGGAACGCAACUGGUCGGUGGUCCAUGCUAUCUGUUCAGUAGAAUACACGUAUAUAUUGAGCGAAUUCCUACGUGUCACAGCCGGGGAGGUGAGUCCGCCGCUGGAUACCGAUGAGUACGAUGUUCUUGCCGGGAUACAAGAGCUCCUGAUGGAGUUUGAGAUAUGCUUGCCUAACGGAGACGUUGCCGGGUUCCAUAAUGCACCGGGGUUCUUAGCUGGAAGGGUAGCUCUUGCAUGGGCGACCAUCCUCCAAAGCGUGCGGACGUGGAAGGUUGUCGAUUUGGUUCGGCGUGUCCUUCUCAAAAUGGCAGAGUCGAUAGAGAUGGGGGGGUUAUGA